ACGUCCAGGCAUUAGUCAGAGGAGGACUGAAAGCGCUGUUCAAGUAAAAGAUGAGUAAGGUAAAGAAGAAGUGACUUUUUUCACAACCCCGAGCUCUGACUCCUCCUCUGGAGAUGGUGGGGUGGUUUUUAGAGCUGACAGACCCAGACAAAUGUACAAGAGUGAAGUUACUCCAGCUUUCUCCAAACACACUUUCCAUCUCAGAAGCAGAGAAACUGCUAGGACUGCUAGGACCACCUCAGGCUCUUUUCUUUGAGAUUUAGAUUUCUCCUGUAGCUUUGAGCGCAGGUUCUUCUUGAACUGCAGAUAUUUAAGGGUGUUGGAAAAAAUAAAAUCCUCCUAAAUGCUGACAGAGCCGUGUGUUCUGAUGGGAUCGGACAUCAGAGACCUGAGCACCCUGCUUCCUGCCGUCCCGAACGCAAACUGUUCCCUGCCCGUCGGCGGAGCUCCGCAGUGGGGACCGAUGCUGGACUUUCACCCUGCCUCCCCGUACGGAUCUCUUCCCUCCCACUCUUUUAUCAAACAGGAGCCGGGCUGGGGGCCCACAGACUCCCACGAGGAUCCACACUGCGGUUUGGGGGCCUUCACCGUGCACUUCUCGGGGCAGCUGACAGGGAUGCAAGGGCCGUUUGCCGAUUCUCCGUCCAGCCAGAGUAGGAUGUUCUCCAGCGGGCCUUAUCUGCCUGGCUGCAUGGACAGCCCUCCUGCCCCGCGCUCCCAGGGUUAUGGUACAGUAGCAUUAGAUGGAGCUCCCAGUUAUGGACACACACCUGCUCACCACACUCCACCAUUCCCCAACAAUACCUUCAAACACGAGGACCCCAUGUCCCCCCAAAGCACCAUGGGUGAGCAGCAGUACUCCGUCCCACCGCCUGUCUAUGGGUGCCACAGUCCUCCGGACAGUCAGACCAUGCUUCUGACAAAUAGCUUCAACAGUGAUAAUCUCUACCAAAUGACGUCUCAGUUGGAACGUGUUACCUGGAAUCCUGUCAGCUCGCUGACACCCAGCAUAAAGAGCGGUGGUUAUGAGGCCGAAGCGCCAGCAGGAGCUCCGCUGUUGUACAACUGCAGCACUCAGUAUCACAUACACACACAUGGUGUGUUCAGAGGAGUACAGGAUGUGCGGAGAGUACCAGGCAUCGCUCCCUCCAUUAAAUCAUCAGAGAGCAGUGAGAAACGGCCUUUCAUGUGUUCUUACCCCGGCUGCAGUAAGAGAUACUUCAAACUGUCCCACCUGCAGAUGCACGGCAGGAAACACACAGGUGAGAAGCCCUACCAGUGUGACUACACAGGCUGCGGCCGCAGGUUUUCCAGAUCUGACCAGCUCAAGAGACACCAGCGCAGACACACAGGCGUCAAACCCUUUCAGUGUGAGACAUGUCAAAGAAAGUUUUCACGCUCAGACCAUCUUAAGACCCACACUCGGACUCAUACAGGUAAAACAAGUGAGAAGCCGUUCACGUGCCGCUGGCCCAGCUGUCAGAAGAAGUUCUCCCGCUCAGAUGAGCUGGUCAGACAUCACAGUAUGCAUCAGAGAAACAUGAGCAAACUCCAGCCUGCUGUUUGAGAAACUAUAAAUACACUGUAUAUAAACACACACACACACAUUGAAACACACUCAACAGUAAAGACCUGUCAGUCAGUGACUUGCACUGCUGAUCUGAUAACAUGCAUCAUAGCAUCCCUGUAAGACAUGGAACACUGCCUUUCGCUGAAGAAUGUGUCUGCAUCAUUUUGGGUCAUCUCAUGUUGUAAAUAAGUUAGCUUUUUUUUUUUACAUAUGGACGGUUGAUUGCACUGGGUAUACUUUAUACUUUUUUUCUUUAAUUGGCAAGAUGUGCUGGGCCACUUUCAUUUCUUGAUUUGGCAAAUAAACUGUGGAUGAGUGAGAAACAGCUAGUGUAAAAAUCAUACGCACUGUAAUGCCUUAGUAUAUAUUUGUAAAGUGACAAGUUGUUCCUAAAAUGCCUCUUAUAAUAAAUUACAUCAUACAUUCUCAGGAAAUGGAUUGAGUUACUAUAAAAAUAAAUGUGUGUUUUAAUGUAUAAU
Molecule: messenger RNA, 2049 nt
Organism: Carassius auratus (goldfish)
Lineage: Eukaryota; Metazoa; Chordata; Actinopteri; Cypriniformes; Cyprinidae
Product: Wilms tumor protein homolog
Exons: 9
Coding region: 344-1567 (407 amino acids)
Biological process (GO): regulation of transcription by RNA polymerase II
Cellular component (GO): nucleus
Molecular function (GO): DNA-binding transcription factor activity, RNA polymerase II-specific; RNA polymerase II cis-regulatory region sequence-specific DNA binding
Source: RefSeq, a predicted model, not a curated record